AUGGCUACGUAUUUCGACAACCACCAUUCGGAGUAUAGCGCGCGUGCGCACCAGCCAGAAAAUAGAUAUGUUCAACAACCCUUCUCGAGUCAUUCGAAUUGGACAGGGAGUGCUCACAGCCUAAACGAUGGCGACCCCCACCGUGAUGAAAGCUACGAGCUACAUCAGCAGUUGAUUUCUCAUGGUACACCCAAGGCCGUUCAGGUGCACCAACAUGAGCAAUCUGCAGAAAAUGUCCACCACCCAAGUUUUCUCAAGAGCAUCCCCUGGGCUGGAAUGCUCGGCUUGGUGGUGACUGUGCUUGCUGCCAUAGCUAUCAUUGUCAUGCUGAAGACGGCCGACGGCAAAGCGACAGAUGCCUGGCCGAGCGAGGCGAGAGCCAUCCAGCUUUCCGUGAUACUCGCCAUAUUGAUUGCCUUGGCAAAUUCAUCUUUGACGCUUGCCUUUAACGAAGGUGCAGCUUUGGCCUGGUGGCUUAAGAUGCUGAAGGGUGGCAACCUCGACGAUAGCCACCGCUACUGGCAACACGGAUCAAGCGCCUUUCAAUCCAUCAAAGGGUUGCGGCACUUCAACAAAGUUACUCUUGUAUCUAUCGUCAUGCUGUUCCUCAUCGCCAGCCCCCCGCUUCUACAGAGGGCUGCAGAAAUCAUCACUGUCACCGAGAGUGAAGAUGCGACGUUCAAGGCGGCCUUGUCUCAAGACCAGUUCAGUCAACCUACGGGUUACUAUAUGACCCACGCUCCAUCGGUGAAUGCCUUGACAGGCAAUUUUUCGCAGGUCGUGCAGGACUUUACAAAUCGAAGGAGUAUUAGAUUGUCCCUAGAGGGUUGCAACGGAGCCUGUUCGGGGACUUUCGUCACUGCUGGCUUCGAUGUCAGCUGUACAAGAGGGGGGGAAGACUACGAUAUGAAUCUAAAGAUCGGGGCAAAUGCCACAAUUGGUUCUAUAUCUAUCUCUUCCAACUCUAUCAAUGAGCCUGGGGUAAUCACAGUCAUGACUACCUACAAAGCAGAUUCAGCUGACAAGGGCAAGUUGAUCACCACCAACUGCAACUUACAUAGUGCUCAAGUGAAAUACCCAUUCAGUUACACCAAUGGCACAAUUGCGUUGGAAGGUGCAAGCUAUUCAGUCGACGAAACGGUCAAUCGCACAACCAAGCUUGUCUACCCAGGCAAGGAAAUUGUUGGCAUUAGCAAACUGCCGUCGGCUUUCGGCGGCAUUGCCUAUGCACUAGGCAGUAUCUACAACAGCCAAGUGACAGUUUACAAGUCAGCGGAAUUAGCCAUUAUGGGCUCCGGCCCGAUGACUUAUACCUACAGAAACUUCACAGACGUCGAGCUGGGGAGUAAAAGCAUGAGGUGGAUCGAUCCAACGCCCGCCAUUCUGGACGCCGUCCGUGAGGUGACCUUCCGCGCCGCGAUAGCGUUCUCAGACCCCUCCGCCCAACAGACGGUACAAGGCAGCCAGUUGCGUACAGUCACUAAAUACAAGAUCAAUAUGAAGUUUUUCGGUGGGACUCUGGCUAUCACUCUUUUCGGCACCUUGGCAGUCGUCGUCUUAUUCCACGGGUUCUGGAGGCUUGGUCGUCCAGUAUCAAUGAGCCCGCUUGAGAUAGCCACCGCAUUUCAGGCACCCAUCACCAAAGGGGCAGUUUCAAUGGCUUCCGAUGCAGAUAACAUUGCCAAGCAGAUUGGCAAGCGUGAGGUCAGAUACCGGGAUAUGUAUCUGCCGGAUGGAACUCAUUCGAGAGCUAUCGUGUCCGACGAAUCUACAGCCUAG
Messenger RNA from Clonostachys byssicola, 1779 nucleotides. Lineage: Eukaryota; Fungi; Ascomycota; Sordariomycetes; Hypocreales; Bionectriaceae. The record is from the annotation of a GenBank genome assembly.